GGUUUUUAUGCUCCUCACUUUCUUCUUCUCAUCUCAUCACUUUCGAUACCCAUUUUCCCCUUUCUAUGUGGUUCUGCGUUUCUCAGAUUGGUGGUUAUUUUGGUUAAAUCUUAAAUUAAAAAAGCACCAAUAAUGGCAAAGAAGAAGAAUCCCCAUGUGUAUAUGGAUGUUUCUAUAGAUGGAGAUCCAGUUGAGAGGAUGGUUUUCGAGCUCUUCUAUGACAUUGCUCCAAAGACUGCAGAAAAUUUUCGUGCACUGUGUACAGGAGAAAAAGGAGUUAGCCCAAAUACUGGGAAAUCACUACACUACAAGGGUUCUUUCUUCCAUUACAUUCUGAAAGGCUCUAUUGUGCGGGGUGGCGAUUUUGUCAAUCGAAACGGGACUGGUGGGGAAAGCAUAUAUGGUUCAAAGUUUCCAGAUGAGUCACCUAGGCUGAAGCAUGAUUCUUCGGGCCUUCUAUCAAUGGCAAUUGCUGAUCGCGAAACACUGGGUUCUCAUUUUAUCAUCACUUUAAAAGCGGAUCACCAUCUUGAUAGAAAGCAUGUAGUCUUUGGCAAGCUUGUCCAUGGGCAUAAUGUGUUGAAGAAAAUUGAAGACACAGGUGAUGAAGAAGGGCAUCCAACUGUGACCGUUAAAAUAAUUAAUUGUGGUGAAUUCAAUGACGAUGGAAAGAAGAUAAAUAAAUCUGAAGCCAAUAGUCAAGAAGUGCAGCGUAAGGGAAAGCACAAAAAAUCUUCAAGAGACCGAAGAAAAAGGAGAAAAUACUCCUCAUCAGAUUCUGAGAGUUCUGAUUCGGACAUGGAAUCUUCGGAAAGUGAUAGUGAUUCUGAGUCGGAUGGUUCUUCAUCAUCUUAUGUAAGUUCCUCUAGUGAUGACAGGCGAAGGAAGAGAAAGAGGUCUUCGAGGAAGGAUAAACAUAGACGUGGAAAGCGAAGAGAUAAACGCCGAGAUAAGAGGCGCAGGAAGCGUGACAAGAAGUCAAAACGUAGAUCAAAACGGGAUUCUGGUAGUCUAACUGAUUCGGAUAGUGGAACUAAGAGUGGCAAUAGCCCUGAUAGCAGAAGUCAAGCUGAUGGGAAAGAUCUGAAGCAUAAAGAUCAUGGGCAGAAAAAUGCUGAAGAUCAGUCUCCAUUAAAUGUGGAGAAUGAAUUGCCUCUUGCACAUCGGAAAAAGCGGGAGGAACUGGAUAUGCCAGAGGAAGAAUUUCCGAAGGAGAAUGGAGCACGGCGCAGCAAUGGCAUAGGAACCAACCAUCGAUCUGACAGAAGUGAAGAAAGGCAACCUGAUGUGGUUGAUGAUCAUCCAGGGAAAUCUAGGAGUCGAAGCAUGAGUCCUAAGCGAGCUGUGAGUAAGAGUAUGAGUAUUAGUCCCAGGGGUGGAAAAAGAAGCCCAAGCCCAAGUCCAGACAGGAGUUUGAGCAGAAGUCCAAGUCGUAGUAGAAGCCCUCCUGCUCCAUCAAGGCGGAGUUUGAGCAGGAGUCCUGCUAGAAGCAUAAGCAGAAGUCCUGUUAGAAGGACAAGCAGAAGUCCAGACCGAAGCAUCAUUAGAAGCCCAGUGAGGGGUAGGAAGGGGAGAAGUGUCAGCAGAAGCCCCAUGAGAACUCGCAAUCAUAGAAGUAUCAGUAGAAGCUCUGGGAGAAUCCGUGAUCGCAGUGUUAGUAGAAGUCCUGUGAGAGCCCGUGAUCGCAGAAGUAUCAGUAGAAGCCCUGUGAGAGCUCGUGAUCGUGGAAGUGUCAGCCGAAGCCCUGUGAGAUCCCAUUCUCGCAGUCAUCGGAGCAGGAGUUCUCCCAGACCACCAUCAAGAAGAACAAUCAGUAGGAGCCCUGUGCGAGUGUCAAGAAAGAGCAUAAGCCGAAGUCCAGUUAGGUCCUCUGCCAGAAGCUUGAGUAGAAGCUCUGGGAGGGUUCCUUUGAGAAGCAUUAGUAGAAGCCCUGUCAGAGCCCCAAGUAGAAGUGAUCGCCGCAGCUAUUCUAGGAGUCGCAGCCCUGUCCGUAGGACAAGGACACCUCGUGGUAGGAGCAUUUCGAGAAGCGUCUCACCUGAUGCUUCACCAAAGCGUAUCAGAAGGGGAAGAGGUUUUAGUGAACGAUAUUCUUAUGCCAGAAGGUAUAGAACCCCUUCUCGUUCUCCUGUGAGGUCAUACCGCUACAAUGGAAGAAGUGACCGUGACAGAUACACAAGUUAUAGGAGGUAUUCCCCCAGGCGAUACAGGAGCCCACCACCACGUGCAAGAUCUCCUCCAAGAUACCGAGGCAGGAGGAGCAGGACACCUUUAUCACGCAGCCCUCGUUAUCGCAGUCGACGAUAUAGCAGAAGCCGUAGCCCUGUUCGUAGCCGUUCACCAGUUGAACCAUAUCGAGCUCGUGUCUCUCCUCGUGCAGAGAGGCGCAUGUCCUCAUCUCGGAGCAGGAGUCCGUCACGAUCGAGGUCUUCUGUAGAAUCACAAUCUCCACGAAAAGCAAGCGGAGUCAACAGGUCAAGGUCGUCAUCCGGAAGCCCAAAUGGAAAGAAAGGCCUAGUCUCGUAUGAAGAUGGUUCUCCUGACUCAAGCCCGAGGUAAAAAAUCAGUGAUUGGGUGUAUGGAAGCUGAUUGAUAGUUAUGUUUUGCCAGCUGGAGGCUUCAAUUCUCAAACAUCUCUACUUGCUUGCUGGAAUUUAUGAAUGCUACGUUUCCUCUUUCUAAACCACCAUUUAGGUUUUCCUUGUAGUCUGUUUCAGUUUUAAUUGAAUUUGACAUGGGAUAAUAGUAGUACUAGAAUAAUGAAGUUGAGAGUGCAGUUUUAGUUGGGACCGGGGCCUUUAUACAUUGAUGAGUGAUGACCCCGAAUGAGUUGGAGACUGUUGCAUGAUGAGUUGAAUUUUAUCGAAGUUAUGGCCUAUCCUAUAUUUCUGGGUUUGGGGGUUAAACCUAAUUUUGGGGUAAAACUGUUGGUUGCCAUUUCUACUGUAUUUUGUUAGAAAAUAGUUGACUGUUAUUGAAAAAAAAAAUUAUCUGUACUGUUUGAUGGAAAA
Arachis duranensis is the source of this 3011-nucleotide messenger RNA. RefSeq names its product peptidyl-prolyl cis-trans isomerase CYP95. NCBI's taxonomy places the organism in Eukaryota, Viridiplantae, Streptophyta, Magnoliopsida, Fabales, Fabaceae. The transcript is spliced from 14 exons. Gene Ontology annotation, molecular function: peptidyl-prolyl cis-trans isomerase activity. The record is from RefSeq and is a predicted model, not a curated record. Gene Ontology annotation, biological process: protein peptidyl-prolyl isomerization. Bases 133 to 2559 code for a protein of 808 amino acids.